GCCGAGUUUUUAAUAAAUAAACGUGUAAAAAAAGUAUAGCGAAACAAAACACUAUUUCCUUGUUCAGAUUUUGAAGCGUAUGACUGACGUCAUCGCCUCCAAUAUGCUGUUUUAGCCUACUGUCCACCGUGAAACUGCUCAUAAGAGAGCAAGAUAUUUCACAUGGAUAACAACACGAACAUAUAACAUGAAUGGCCGAAACUGUUGGACUAUAAAUUACUGGUGUCACAUAUGAGCACUGCCCGAAGGGGGGAGAGGGAGAGAUGAACAUAGAAGUCAGUCCCAUCCCAAAGCUGUACCCAGUCACAGAGGUCUUCCCAUGGAAUGAGUUCUCCUACACAGCCCGUCUGAGCCCCACGACACAGACGGAUGGCUCUCCGCUCUGCCUGCCUUCCACAAUCAUCAUCCACCCUAUCCCAUCUGUGAGAGAAUGCACCAGAGAGGCACCAAAUGCUCUGCUCCAGAGGAGAGCGGCAAGACCGCCACAGACCCUGGAGAGGCUCAGCUGGACUUCUACCGUAAACUGGGCUACUCCCCAGCGCAGGUCCAGACCGUGCUGCAGAAGUUUGGCCUGAACACAGACACUAACAGGAUUCUGGGGGAGCUGGUGCAGACUGGAGCCAGCCCAGAAGGGAUGGAGAAGGAGGGAGCCCCAACUACCAUGUCUGUCCUGGUUGCUAGAGGGGAGACCCUUAGUAGCCUGCCCUUCACCCCUCCACCAAUUUGGGAGGAUGCAGCCAGUGAGGAGGAAGAUGACCUGAAACCCAUAGUGAUCGAUGGGAGUAAUAUGGCUAUGAGCCACGGGAACAAGGAAGUGUUUUCCUGCCUGGGAAUCCAGCUGGCUGUGAACUUCUUCCUGGACAGGGGUCAUACUGAUAUCACUGUGUUUGUUCCCUCAUGGAGGAAGGAGCAGCCCAGACCAGAUGUCCCCAUCACAGAUCAACACAUUUUGCGUGAGCUGGAGAGAAAGAAAAUCAUGGUGUUCACCCCUUCGCGGCGUGUAGCGGGCAGACGUGUGGUCUGCUACGAUGAUCGCUUCAUCGUCAAGCUGGCAUAUGAGUCAGACGGUGUCAUCGUAUCCAACGACACAUACCGUGACCUUCAGGGCGAGAGACAGGAGUGGAAGCGCUUCAUCGAGGAGAGGCUGCUCAUGUUCUCGUUUGUCAAUGACAAGUUCAUGCCCCCUGAUGACCCCCUGGGUCGCCAUGGUCCCACCCUAGAGAACUUUCUACGGAAGGUUCCUCGGUUACCACGCAAACAGCUAUGUCCUUACGGAAGGAAAUGCACUUAUGGAAUAAAGUGUAAAUUCUACCACCCGGAGCGAGUCAACCAAUCCAAUCGCUCUUUGGCUGACGAGCUGCGGGAGAAGGCCAAGCUGCCCUUGUCACAGCAGAAACACCCCACCACAGGUCCUGGACUUGCCUAUGGCCUUUCCCUGGAGGAGCAGAUGGCUCAGAAACUGACCCUAGAACAGUGGAAUGGCUCCUUGAAGAAAGGCCUCACCAGUGAGAAUGUUCUUCUCAAGGGAGGCCAUCGCUCCAGCUGGACGUCCCCAGCUAAGAAGGCCAGCACCAACCAACAUUCCCCGACCGACCUGGACUCGGCCCUGGCCAGUGGCUCUCAAGAGAGGCUAGAUUCUGGGCUGGGCUCCUUCGAGAGCCAGGCAUCUGACCCCUCUAGAAACCACUGUGAUCACUAUAGCAACGCUGGGUACAGGAACUGCCAGUCAAAGUCCGCCCCCAGUAUGAAACAACAACGCUAUUCUCUCCCUAGCGACCUGCCUUGUAGCUGCUGCUCCCAUGCUCCUCAGCCUUCAGGCCCCAGUGCAGGAUACCAACAACACCACAGCCCACACCAUAGCAUGGGCCCAGCCAGCACCCACAACCCAGACAUGAUGACCUACUACCCCCCUUGUUACCCCAACUAUGGAACACCAAUGUAUUCAGUUAGUAUGCAUCAGUAUAGCCACCACAGUAACUUCCAACAGCAGGGCAGGGUCCACCAUUCACAGCAGACCUUCUGGUCGAACCCGUUUGGGACUUAUCCUCAGACUCUCCAUUGCAUUGCUCAGGUGGAGCAGCAGAGACACUGGUCCACUGCCCGGACACAGCCGAGCCCCCAUGGGGAGUGCAGGGAGAGGGAGGACGGCAGGGAGAGGGAGGAUGUCAGGAAGAAGCUGCUGGCCAUCUUUAACGGCCGUCUGGUGGACAGGGCCAUGGACAUGUUCCCCCAUCUCAUGGACCCACAGAGACUGGCUGCUGAGAUCCUCACCCUGAGAUCCUCUCAGGGCCUGUGAUUGGCUCGUUGCUCUGAGAUGGAGGGAUUUGUAGUUUUUUUUCAGUUGAAAGAGUCUCUCUUGAAAAAAUGUCCAAGCUACUAUAAAGAUCUGUGUUUCCACUUUAGGGAAACAUUGAUCUUCCUACUGUAUUUGCUUUGCCAAAUGUGUUCUUGCCAAGUGUUUCAGGAACUAGGUCGCUUAUAUUGCCUCGAACAUAAAACCGGAGGCAAUUGAUUGUUGAUGCAAGUUGUAUCUAUUUAAUAAAUCUUUCUAGACCCUC
This is a messenger RNA of Oncorhynchus kisutch (coho salmon), 2558 nucleotides long. It is a transcript of the gene zc3h12ab, whose product is annotated as zinc finger CCCH-type containing 12Ab. Gene Ontology annotation, cellular component: nucleus; cytoplasmic ribonucleoprotein granule. The record is from RefSeq and is a predicted model, not a curated record. Gene Ontology annotation, biological process: 3'-UTR-mediated mRNA destabilization. NCBI's taxonomy places the organism in Eukaryota, Metazoa, Chordata, Actinopteri, Salmoniformes, Salmonidae. The coding region runs from base 431 to 2296 and encodes 621 amino acids. Gene Ontology annotation, molecular function: metal ion binding; mRNA binding; RNA endonuclease activity. The transcript is spliced from 6 exons.